UUUGGGCUCUUUGUUGAGUUUGUUGGAGCUUUGGGACAUAAACGCUGUCGGGACGGGAGGAUGUUUGUGACUGUCCUGUUUGGAGAUGGCAGGAUGGAAAUGUUGAAUCUUAACUGUAAACUGGUCAACUUCAUUCACCAUCUGAAGGAAAAGUGUGGUCUGGAUUCCAAAGACUGUGUGGAGCUGAUGGACAGCGGCGGUCGUGUGAUGAACCUGGAGAUGAUGCAGCACAGCAUGUCUCCGGCCAGCAGCGUGCUGGCUGAGAGGCAACACUACGUCCUCCUGCGAGUCUGCCGAGAGGGUGAAGAAUCCGGGGGCUGCAGAUAUGUCUCUCUCCUGAAUAACACCAAGAGUCACCCUGAGUUAACAGGACUGCUGAGGAAACUCUCCACUCCCAGCAAGGAGUCAGAACGGAAGAUCCGAAGAGGGCGGACACAAAGGAAUAAAAACAUCUCUUCAGCUGACAACAAUAAGUAACAUUAACAGAUUCUGGUGUUCUUGAUUAAUAUAAGAAUACCUCACUUUUCCUUGGCCAGUGAAGAUGAUUUACUUAACGAGGGAACCACCUUCUCUCAAAGCUACAAUAUUAAUAUAACUAACAUGUUAAAUGCAGGAAUUUAAUAAAAAAAAUGUCUGGUGUUAAUCUGCUCUGCGAAUAAACACAUACUGUAUCCAUUUAGAAGGUGAUUAUUAUCAUUAUUGUCAACUGAAAAACAUAAAAGUCCUGUCUAAUUUUGUUUUCAAGAAGCACACUGGUCUCUCUGGUAUAGACACUGUUAGCUUUUCUAAACUCGCCACAUCUCUCCCUGCUUUACAGCAGCUCUAUCAAAAAACCUGAUACAGCCCAGUUUUCUGGUCCAUGUCUAACCAUGUUCUCUCUCUACCGUGCUCACUCUGCUCUUUCUCCAUUUAUGCAUCAGUGGCAACCCCUGCUGCCAAUAACAUGUCUGUCUGCGUCUCCUUGUUCUCCUCUCUUGAGACCAAAGAUCUAGCGACUCUAACUAUUUUUUAGAUUAUGCGACUGAUCACCACCAAGUACUGCAGAACUGUGAAGUGGAAGCAAGACAGUCUUCUAAGUUUUCCCAAAUAAAAACCUGAAACGUGUAGAGUGCAUUUACAUCCAGUCCACCUGCAUCCAUGUUUGCAAUUCCACAUCUUA
This is a messenger RNA of Fundulus heteroclitus (mummichog), 1159 nucleotides long. RefSeq lists its product as uncharacterized. The coding region runs from base 61 to 477 and encodes 138 amino acids. NCBI's taxonomy places the organism in Eukaryota, Metazoa, Chordata, Actinopteri, Cyprinodontiformes, Fundulidae. The transcript is spliced from 5 exons. The record is from RefSeq and is a predicted model, not a curated record.